Molecule: messenger RNA, 2803 nt
Organism: Helianthus annuus (common sunflower)
Lineage: Eukaryota; Viridiplantae; Streptophyta; Magnoliopsida; Asterales; Asteraceae
Product: origin of replication complex subunit 1A
Exons: 15
Coding region: 119-2602 (827 amino acids)
Biological process (GO): DNA replication initiation; mitotic DNA replication checkpoint signaling
Cellular component (GO): nuclear origin of replication recognition complex
Molecular function (GO): chromatin binding; DNA replication origin binding; ATP binding
Source: RefSeq, a predicted model, not a curated record
CCCGCCAUUUCUCUCUCUAGAAGUUCCCUACCAACACACUCUCUCUCCUCUCUCUCUCUCUCUCUCUCUCUCUCUCCCUACAUUCUCGCCGUACUGUAACGUUUGCAACACAUCUCCAAUGGCGGCAAUGGCGGAAACACCUAAAACACUCAAACAAACCCCCAAAAAAUCACUCAAAUCGCCCCCAAAAACUCCGAUUCCUCACACACCACAAACCCUAGCUUCACCUCGCCGCUCAUUACGCUUCAUUUCCUCACCAAUUCAAACAAAUCAAACAAUCUCACCUGCAAACACUCCGAAAACCACAAUCAGAUCGAAAAACACGAAAACAAAGCCUUCAAAGAGUGUCGAUUCACUCAAGGACGAUAAAAUCGAUACACUCGACGCGUUUUCACCGGUUUCGCCCGAUCGAACCGAGCUGAAGAAGCGGAAGAGCAGAUCUGAAAGUGUUAGUGCGAGAGUAAACCCUAGGGUUCAUGAGAAGAGAGAGAUUGCAACAAAACGAUUGAAGCCUAAAAGGAGAGUGUAUUAUAAGAAGGUGAGUUAUGAUGGAGGAGAGUUUGCUGUAGGAGAUGAUGUGUAUGUUAAGAAGAGAGAGGAUGGUAGUUCAGAUGAAGAUGAUGAUCCUGAAGUUGAGGAGUGUAGGGUUUGUUUUAAGGCUGGUAGAGGUGUUAUGAUUGAGUGUGAUGAUUGUUUAGGUGGAUUUCAUUUGAAGUGUUUGAAACCGCCGCUGCGGGUGGUUCCGGACGGAGAGUGGAUUUGUGGUUAUUGUGAGGGGAGGAAAUUGGGGAAGAAUGUUAAGUUGCCGGAGCUGCCGAAAGGGAAGAAACAGCGUAGGACUGCGAAGGAGAAGCUGCUUUCGAGCGAUUUAUGGGCAGUCAGGAUUGAAAGUUUGUGGAAAGAGGUUGACGGUAGCUUCUGGUAUCGAGGUCGUUGGUAUGUGAUACCGGAGGAAACAGCUGCGGGUAGACAGCCGCAUAAUCUGAAAAGAGAGCUGUAUAGAACCAAUGACUUUGCUGAUAAUGAGAUGGAAACUGUGCUUCGGCAUUGUUAUGUUAUGACUCCAAAUGAGUAUGCAAAGGCUGAGAAUGAAGGUGAUGAUGUGUUUUUGUGUGAGUAUGAGUAUGAUGUGAAUUGGCAUAGCUUUAAGCGGAUUGCAGAGAUCGAUAACAAUAACGAUGAAGAUGCGGAUGAAGAAGCUCCGCAUGACGAUGAUUGGAGCUGUGACGAGGAUUCCGACUCUGAGCUGUCCGAUGACAUGGAAUAUGAAGAGGAAGAUAGGUAUAAUAAACCCGCACCUGGAUCAACCCCGGCUCAUGAAGUGGCUGCAAAUUCAAGAAAGGGUCAUACCUUUGGACUCCAGAAAAUAGGUACAAAGAGAAUCCCGGAGCACGUGAGAACUCACAAGCAGACUGAACUUGAAAAGGCAAAAGCAACGCUUCUGCUGGCAACAUUGCCGAAAUCUUUGCCAUGUAGAAAUAAAGAAAUGGAAGAAAUAACGGCGUUUAUUAAAGGAGCUAUAUGUGAUGAUCAAUGUCUAGGACGUUGCCUUUACAUCCAUGGUGUUCCAGGAACUGGCAAGACAAUGAGCGUGCUUGCGGUGAUGAGGAGUCUUCGAUCUGAAGUUGAUGCUGGAAUAACUAAACCAUACUCAUUUGUGGAGAUAAAUGGUCUGAAAUUGGCUACACCAGAGAAUAUAUACAGAGUUAUUUAUGAAGCUUUAACAGGGCACAGGGUUAGCUGGAAAAAAGCUCUCAACUUACUUAACGACAAGUUUUCUAACGGGGUUAAAAGUAGCAAAGAUGAUGAUCGCCCGUGUAUUCUUCUCAUUGAUGAACUUGAUCUUCUAGUAACUAGAAAUCAAUCGGUCUUGUACAACAUUCUUGAUUGGCCUACUAAACCGAAUUCCAAACUUAUCGUCAUUGGAAUAGCAAACACUAUGGAUCUUCCGGAGAAAUUGCUUCCCAGAAUUUCCAGCCGAAUGGGUAUACAAAGGCUUUGCUUUUCUCCUUAUAACUACUUGCAGCUUCAAGAAAUCAUCGGGUGUCGUCUUAAAGGAAUUGAUGCAUUUGAGAAACAAGCUAUAGAGUUUGCUUCAAGAAAGGUUGCAGCAGUUUCAGGAGAUGCACGCCGUGCUCUAGAGAUAUGUCGUCGCGCAGCUGAACUUGCAGACUAUCGAGUUAAGAAAUCUACCUCACUUCCAAACACAGGAAAAGCACUUGUUGGAAUGUCUGAAGUUGAAGCAGCCAUACAGGAGAUGUUCCAGGCUCCUCAUAUUCAGGUUAUGAGGAGUUGCUCUAAACUGGGUAAGAUCUUUCUAGCAGCUAUGGUACAUGAGCUCUAUAAAACAGGAAUGAGUGAGACCACCUUUGAAAAGUUGGCGCAAACUUUUUCAUGUCUCUGUACAAGCAACGGAAUAACAUUUCCUGGAUGGGACACACUUUUGAGAAUCGGCUGCAAGCUUGGUGAAUCCCGAAUUAUUCUCUGUGAAUCCGGAGCAAGUCACAGGUUGCAGAAGUUGCAGCUCAAUUUUCCGAGUGAUGAUGUGAGUUUUGCACUGAAAGACAGCAAUGAGCUACCUUGGUUGACCAAAUAUAUGUGACAUGCAAGACGACUAGAUGUGCCUGGUACACUACCGUAAUUCAAAUUCAAAAUUUUAAUUAAUUGUCACACCUACAACUAUUGGCUACAUUUUUAUUGUAAGUUUUGUUCACGGGAUCAAAAUUAAAGCCUGUUGAGCUUGAGUUUACCUUAAAAGUUAUUUGGAUAUUUUGUUCUAUUUCUAUGGAUUCUUUUUUAAGCA